This is a messenger RNA of Morchella importuna, 1260 nucleotides long. RefSeq lists its product as uncharacterized. The coding region runs from base 1 to 1260 and encodes 419 amino acids. The transcript is spliced from 4 exons. NCBI's taxonomy places the organism in Eukaryota, Fungi, Ascomycota, Pezizomycetes, Pezizales, Morchellaceae. The record is from RefSeq and is a predicted model, not a curated record.
AUGGCCACUUCUAUAGCUAACCCGAUGGUAGUUUUCUUUAUUGAAAAGAAGUCGUCGUCGCCCUGUACCAAUUUGGUAGUGGCCAGGACGCCCCUGAAACAGAAUGGCCAAAUUCGGCUGGGAGUGUCAGAAAGGGACAACAAGAUGAAUUCCAACGUUCCAAUCUCAGCUGCGCCUUCACCAUCUCCCAGCGGCGAAGCGGCGAAAAGACUGACGCAGGCCGUCUACGAAGCUUUGUCCCCGAAUCCCAAUCAUGGCGUCCUUGAAUCUUGGGAAUUGCUUGAUUCGUUCCUUCCAAGGUCUGUGGCUGAGCGCCUCAUGCAGACGGAGAAAGAAAUUAGGGCCAAUGUGGGGGCCGCUGGUGGGAGUUCCACAAACAUGGACUUUGACUUCUGUGCAGAUAAGUACAAUAAUGUCAUGUCGCCUGUCUUCUUCCCGAGGACUCGCAUGCAACAUUAUUCACAUAUCAAGUACCCGGAAUCCCUUGAAUGCGGAAUGUCUGGCUCGACCCAAGCAAAGAUUUACCUCUCCACCCUUUUACCGAUAGCUGUCACCGCCGCCGUCCUCCCUCAAAACGGAAUGUCUUUAUACCCACGCCUUGAUAAGUUACGGAGCAUACCGUGCGAUCCCGUGAGCAUAGAGAAAGUUCAAAACUUCUUUACCAAUGCAGGGAUAGGUUCUACUGGGAUAUUUUUGGCCAUAGUAUUGGGGCCGGUUGUUGUCCGGAGUAUCUUCAGGUGGCAGAAUAGACGACGAAGAGAAAGGGAACAACGACUAUCUGCUCCGGUGGUAAUGCCGCUGGGGGAGGAGCGGAAGGAGGAGGAGAAGAAAUCUUUGAUAUAUGGAGAUAAUCCCGAUUAUCACGCGGGUGUUGAUUUGACGCCUACACCCCCCUCAAGCAACACAGCCGAACGUCAACCUAAACGUUUUAGGCAUCUCCGAAUACACAGCCUAGAUGAACUUCCACCGCCAACCUUAGACGAUAUAUCCCGUCAAAGCAUAUCGUGGAGUUGCCCUGUGAGUCCAGUACUCGAAUCUGCGCCAACUCUGAACAAGCCCGGGAAGAGGCGGUCUCCGUUCAACCCUGUAGUUCCGGGCAUGAAAACCACCUGGGAGGAAGGUGUGGAUCCGGUAACAGGCCGGAGGUGGAAACGCAAAUUGGUGGUUUAUACCUCUCUCGAAACGUUAGAUAAAACAUCAGACGAAAAAAUGGUUGGAGAACUAGGAUCCCAGGAAAACGGUUCCCCCCCGAGGUCAUAG